CUCGAGUCAUCGAAAUGCAUACCCUACACCCCCUUUCCUGUUGCCAUCUCAGCUUUCAACAUUCAUCUGCUGGACCUAUUUCUGUCAACAGAUCUGGGCGUCCCCCUUUACUGUACGUCCCGCCGCUUGUGGCAUACCCGCGUCUCUCCUUCUUUCUGUGUGUCCCGAUAUACGGCAGUCUACUAAGUUCCCAGACAGAAGCUCUCCACCUACACGCUUAGACGGCCGAAACCGCUCUAGAUCUACACUUUGACGCACCACCCGAGAAUGUCCUUGCCGCGUGCCGCCCGGUCAUUCCCGACUUCGGCCCGUAUAUCAACCAGAGCUUUCGCAUCCCCUCCUUCUCUUCUUCAUCACUACAAACACUUCCACAACACACCCAUCCACCACUGCAAACCAACCAAACCCACCAUGUCUACUCUCCAAGGCUUCACCAUCCCCAAGACUCAGACCGCCGCCGUCGUAGAGGGCCUCGGGGCCGAGCUCAAGAUGGACCACAACCAUGCCGUCAAGACCGCCGAAGAGCUCAAGCCCGGCCAGUGCUUGAUCAAGAUCUCUCACACCGGUGUCUGCCACACCGACCUUCACGCCAAGACCGGCGAUUGGCCUGUGCCCGCCUCCCACCCUCUCAUCGGUGGACACGAAGGUGUCGGUAUCGUCGUCGCCCUUGCUGAGCCUGCCGAGACUUCCCCCGUCAAGCUUGGUGACCGAGUCGGUAUCAAGUGGCUCGCCGACUCUUGUUUGGACUGCGAGCUUUGUCGACGUGGCUAUGAGAUGAACUGCCCCAACGCCCAGCUUUCUGGCUACACUGUCGACGGUACCUUCUCUGAAUACGUCGUCUCCUACACCCGCCACGUCACCCCCAUCCCCAAGGGUCUCGACUCUGCCGGCGCCGCCUCCAUCCUUUGUGCCGGUGUUACCACCUACAAAGCCCUCAAGGUCUCCAACACCAAGGUUGGCGACUGGGUCGCCCUUCCCGGUGCCGGUGGUGGUCUCGGUCACUUGGCCGUCCAGUACGCCAAGGCUAUGGGCCUCAAGGUCAUCGCCAUUGACACUGGUGAUGCCAAGGAGAAGCUCGUCAAGUCUCUCGGUGCCGAUGCUUGGGUGGACUUUAGGACCACCAAGGACCUCGUCGGUGACGUCAAGGCUAUCACUGGCGGUCUCGGCCCAUCUGCUGCUCUUGUGACCGCCGCCAACAAGUCUGGUUACACUCAGGCUAUCGACUAUCUGAAGCCUUCCGGUACCCUUGUCGCUGUCGGUAUGCCCGAUGCCGAGAUGGGUGCCAACGUAUUCUGGACCGUCUUCAAGUCGAUCCGAAUCCAGGGUUCGUACGUCGGUAACAGGCAGGACGCCUACGAGGCUCUCGAGAUUGCUGCUGCCGGCAAGGUCAAGGUCGUGUACGAGCAAAAGACCCUUGCCGACUUGAAGGAGUGAGUACUUUUGACUUGAUCUGAUAAUGAUAGAGCUGACACGUACCGCAGCGUCUACGAGGACCUCGAAGCCGGCAAGAUCGCUGGCCGUAUCGUUCUAGAGGUCGCCAAGGAGUAAGAAGUGGUCUUGUGUUGUUGUUCUAUAGUCGUCAAAACAGGUCUUUGAUCUUGAACCAGUGAAUAGAGAAGCGUGUGUUAUAGUUUGUAGAUUGUAGAUGAUAGAAGUAAAGAUGAACUGAAGUGUCUGCGCCUCUUGUUGUUGGGCUCUCACAGAGCAGUUGCCUCAUGGGAGUUGUCGAGCACGGGGCCGAGUGUGUCCUCUGCAAGCUAAUGAGGUGGCUCACUCGCGUGCCUCUGAUAGUGGGAUGAAACGAGGUAGAUCUUGAUGGAGUGGGUGGUGCAGUCGUAAAUGAGUGAAGAUCUCCGUACUAUAAAUCAUGAGUCUCCAUUCAUCGACACCAAAAAGGUUCUUACCAGAGUCCAUGAACGAAAGCGAUCUCAUAUGCUGCUGGUGUGCUGGAGGGUGAGAGAGUGCAUAGAUUGUAGAGAUGCAAAUGCAGAAUCGAGAUGGCUGAUUCUCGUGGGGUCACAGGACUAAGAGUACCCGGCCGGCAUAAAGAACACCCGGUCCUCUUCAUCCCCGCGGCAUCUGCCGCCCAC
This is a messenger RNA of Cryptococcus amylolentus CBS 6039, 2090 nucleotides long. RefSeq lists its product as hypothetical. Bases 268 to 1434 code for a protein of 388 amino acids. The transcript has 3 exons. NCBI's taxonomy places the organism in Eukaryota, Fungi, Basidiomycota, Tremellomycetes, Tremellales, Cryptococcaceae. The record is from RefSeq and is a predicted model, not a curated record. Gene Ontology annotation, molecular function: zinc ion binding; oxidoreductase activity.